Messenger RNA from Pocillopora meandrina, 6406 nucleotides. NCBI's taxonomy places the organism in Eukaryota, Metazoa, Cnidaria, Anthozoa, Scleractinia, Pocilloporidae. The record is from the annotation of a GenBank genome assembly.
CAUGGCGGAUGGACAGACGCAGAGAAACAUUCCUCAGACAAAUGGUCAUUUAAUGCGUAUUUGACGCAAAUUAAUUUUUAGAUAUUCUUUCUCACGAAAGAUAUCAUUAUGCCAAAUCUCUGUUUCCUGGUGUUAGUUUUAUUUAGCUUCCUAAUGAUCGUAAAUUGCAGAACCUUGCGCGGUGUUUUCAACUCUCGUUCGGCCCGACUGUAUCAGGGUCAGUAUCUGACUAAGUUCUGCUUUUACGGUAAGUUUUAAUUCAGCUGGGAAUGAAUUUUUGUCUUUUCAUUUAUUAACCUACGAUAACAGGAGACGAAAUUUCAAGAAACACUCGUUUUAUUAUCCAGAGGUGUGUGUGAGCAGGUAGAAUUUCAGCUUUCGCGAAUUUUCGCGACAGCUGAUUUCUGGGUUGUUAGAUGUGCUUACCGCCAGUUCACCACGUAUUGCUAUGUUAUAUGAAUAUUAUUUAAACUUGCCCUCUGUGAUUUUCCUCAGAAAAUGGCCACGGAAAGCAUGAGCCAUGAUGGCCAGCUAAAUGUGUAUCUGUCAUUCCCGAAACACAUAGAUGACGCUUUUGAGGUGGAGCAGUUCUCGAGAGAUUCUAGUGAUUGCUUGUUGAUUUAAUUUUUCUUGUCCUAUCAUUAUGUACAUUAGGUGAUUCCCUGGUUACUUUUAAGUUAAACACAACCUCAAGUGGAAAGCUGUAUUUUUUCUUGACGAGAAAUGGCCAUUAGUGGAGCAAACAUCACAGUGUCAGAACAGGCUUGAUAUGGCUCAAUAUUCAUGUAAGUCGAACAACUUUAUUUGUUUGAUACUCAUGAAUGGUAAAGACUCUGUAUGCACAUAGAGAAUGUCCCUUCCACUUUAUCAGAUAUUUUAGGGUCUGCACACAAUGUAUGACAGACCUCUUUAACUUCAAGAAAUGACCAACAUAUAACCUCUCCCUUUAAGAUCCAUACAUUGUCCAGCAAACAGGUAAUGAGAAAACUCGAACUUGUCAGAGAGAAGUUGAAAUUAAAAGUGUAGCAGCCAGAGGGGUGAACUAACAAUCAGAUCUUAGGAGUUAAAGGGUUAACUUGGAUGAUUUAUACUUAUAAUUGAGCCAUUAAUGAAUUAUCAAUUAUGGAGAUCCUUUUUAACCACUAUUUCUGGGCCUCUUUCAGUUGCACUUGAAACUACAUCAGGAGAAAAUAAGUUUUCCCCUUGGGAUGACCCCAAGGUAUGGUAUGUUCUGUAUGCGGAUUCUGUGACCUGUGACCCUAGUGUGCCAGCUCUUGAUGACAUUGCAUUCACUUUAGAAAUGCUUAAUCCUGAUUCUGGUGGAAAACCAACAAAUCACUGUGGCUGUGAUGAGACAGGUCAGCAUUUGUAUUGUAAAAUGAGUUAAACUUCACAGUAUCUGGGUUUGUUGAAGUUCUGAUGAAGAAUUCUUGUUCUGAAACAUUAAUUAGGGAGGCUCCAGAAUCCAAGCAGUUCAUAUUUUGAAUCAGAUGGUAACCAGAUUACGUCCUUUGCCAUUCUUAAGUGGCCAGUAGUUUCUCCCAGUUUCUGUACAACAAAACAGGAAGAAAUUACCAAGAGUGUUGCCACUUUCCCCAAGAUGUAAUGUUCAUCCAUCAGAGGUUAUACUUGCUUUCUCUUCUGUUUCCAAUUGCCAGCCUCAUCAGUAUAUUUUCAGGAGCAACAGGAUUUUAUUUUUUUAUUUACAGGUUUGCUUUCAUUCUAUGAGGUGCUGGCAUUCCUUUACUUUGCUGGAGCAAUAGCUUAUGGUCAGCGUCUGUGGCAGACUAUACAGAAAGGAGGACCCAUGCACUUGGUAUGUUUGUAUUAACCCUUUACACCUUAACAUCAUUAUGCAUAUUCUCCACACUGUUCUCUAUACAUGUCCUAAGGUGCUGACAAGGAGAAUUUGUUUAACAAUCAAGAGCUUCUUUAGUUUGCAAUCAUUUCUUUUAUUCUCAUGACCUCAAUGUGUGAUUCCAGAGUGAAACUGUAAGGAGAAAUUUUAUGCUAGUGACUUUUAGGGGUAAAAGGGUUAACCUUGGUCAAGGUAUCAGUUCUUCUUACUAAAGAUCAAGCAUUCCUUUUACUGCUACUGAAAGGAAUUUUAUGUCAAACUAAAAUAGUAUGAUUUUGCUUAGUUGGUUGUGUUUGCUGUCAUUGUCCUUUCUGGUGAUAAAAGAAGGCCAGAUCUGUAGUGCAUAGCACUGCAGAUUAAGAUGUUUCAUUUUGAACCCAGAACCAGUUUCUUGAAAGUCCUGGUAGCUCUAUGGGCCCAAAGCCAUUUUUUUAAAUUUAAAUUUAAUGGAUGAAUGUGUGGAUCAACUAAAAAAUUAGCCCACUUUGUUUCAUUGUCUGAUAUUUUCAGUCUGAAUUUCAAAACUACCAAUACAUGUGUCUCAUUCUUGAAUGUAAUUUUGAGUAUUGGUAGCUAAUUGGCCUGGUGUGUGUCACUGGUGUUUCUUGCACAAGAAUUAACCAAAAAUCUGCUGUAAGAGCCUGAAUCUAGGCAACUUCAUGCCAAGUUGAGUCAUGUCCAGGUUCCAACAGUGUCAAAACCUCAACCUACUGUGGACAGUCUUUUAUGUUAUUUUAAGAGUCCACUUAAAAUCCAUAUUUGCUUUUAAUAAUAUCCACACAUGAGACUGGCCUCAAUAAAAUAUUACUGUUGAGACAUUUUUGUUUUGUGUAAUCUUUAGGUGAUCAAAAUGCUGUCAAUAGCCCUGAUUUACCAAGGCAUAGGACACUUUCUCACUCUCAUUCAUAUCUACAGGUAUUCACAAUUUUUAUUUUCAUUUGCACAGAUUUUUUGGUGAAAGUUUUAAUCAUAAGCAUGUAAUCACUUGAUUAUUCUAACUGUUACAAUUUUUUUAACCCUAGAUAUUCCAAGGAUGGUGAAGGUUAUCCUCUUCUUGAUAAUCUCUCCACAGGUAAACAGUGUGAAAGAAAGUUACUUUAUUACACAUAGUCCUCUUACUACACUUAACCCCCUAGCUCCCAUGAGUGACCAAGACAGACUUUCUCCUUACAACAUGAAUACAAUAUCAACCAGACAAGUGAUGAGAAUAAAGAAAACUAUAAAUUUUUUAGAUAAUUCAUUGAUCCAAUACUAAAUUCUGUGAACUAACAUUAUAAGAAUCAUAUGGUUGACAGUAAGGAGAAUUACAAAUUUGGUCUGGGAGCUAAAGUGUUAUUUUUUUUCAAUUGCCAUUCCCGUGAAUAGAGAUGCAUUAUAAGCAUCUCAUCAAGGAGAACAGGCUUAAUUCUUAAACCCUUAAGAGUUGUAAGAAUCUAAUUUCUCCCAACAGUAUCAUCCCUGAAUCAAACAUUAAGGUCACGAGAGUUAGGGAAAUAAUCACAAACUCAAGAAGCUCUUGUCUGUUAAACAAAUUAUAAGGCUAAUUAUAACUACCAUGCAAAAUUCACUCCUUCUCCUUCGUUCCAUUUAGACUGUACAUUGCUAAUGCUCACCUCAUAUUAGAGACUUUGGUUCCAGUAAAAGAGGGUAAAUAAAGAUAUAGUAUACACAAUGCAAGAAUCAAACCUUUGAAAAGUACUUCCUGUUGAGCAGGUCGCACCAUACCCUUUCAGGCCAAACGUCAGGACCAUGACCUCUUCCCUUCUGGGGUAAAUCCAACAAAAACUUUAAUCUUUUGUAUUCAAUAUUUUAUUACAGCAGCUAAUGGCCUUGCAGGAUAUCAGAUGUUAUUGAUGAUGGCCAAGUUAUCUACAGGAUGGACUCUGAGUUCUUCUUUUUCAACUCUGGAUCCAAAACAAAUGAAGCAGAUUAAUAUUGGUGUUAUUGUAGUUUCAGGUUUUGAGGUGGGUUGCCAACCAUUUCCUAAACUAACACUUGACACAUCUAUUUGAUUGAAACUGAUGCUGGAAAUGUCAGCUUAAGAAUCUCUUUAUGGUGACCAAUUCACAUCACCUACUCAGAUGAUGAAACCAAAUUAUGUCAUUAUACCCUUACAAACAUAGUGCUACAGUUUCUUUUAAUUAUAAACUUGAUCCCAUUAUUCAACAAAAACAUAAAAUGCCUUUUUGACAUAUUCGCUUUUUCCUCAUUUGGGAAGCAAGAUCUCAAUUACUGGUAAUGGAACACAUCAAUACAUCAAUAAGGUUGUGGAACACAUCAUGGAAAGUCUUGGAAUUUUAAGAUUUUUAAAAAAAAGAACCUUUGUGGACUCAGUUUGCAAGGGCUUUUGUGGCACCAACUUUAUCUCUAAUUUCUCUUGAAUUGUGCUUGGGAAAAAUUUACAAAAGAGGGAUUUCUGCCAUUAGAAUUUUAAUUAUGACAGCCUACCAUAAUUUAUCAUCUGCUUUUAUUUGCAGGUCAUGUUGUCAUUUUGGAAUACGACGACUCUUUUAGUUCUUAUAAAAAUUUUGAUAGCUGGUGGCUUUGGUGUCAAAAUUAGUAAGAAAAUCACAGAAGAACGAAGUACACUUCGUAGGGAAUUUUAUAAUAAGUUUGCAAAGGUGGGUAUCGUGUUUUAAUGAUACAUAUACAUGUACCCCAUUUUUCAUGUUGCAGACUGAGGUAGUUCAUAAAAACUAAGGUAACUGCAUUUUUGUUUUCAGUGUUGUUUGACGUGGCUUUUAGCAUACCCAGCUUUAGCAAUUUUGUCAUUGGUAUUACCUGUUCAUUCAAGAUUUAAGGUAACUAUGAUUAAAUUCAGAUCAAGGUACAGUGUAUUGCAGAUAGGUUUGAUUAUAAACAACUCACUUUUGACCAGUACAUGAUAAGGGGUGGUUUGUUUCUAAAAGGUUAAAUGUGAUUACUGCCACUUGAAAUAGUGCAUGAUUGGGUAUGUGAUACAGGCCCCUCAAAACCCCUACCUUAUCAUAGUCUAUUCUGUGGCUGCUUAUAGACCAUCUGGGUCACUUCUUGGCAAAAUGUGAUUUUUUGCAAUCCCAACUUUGUCACUUUUUGUUCAUAAAGCCUUAUGUACACCAACCUAAAAUAAAUUGGUUCAUUUGUUGAUUUGAAUUUAGAUCACUUUACUUUUUGCCUUCAAUACAAACUUUCUGGUAAUUUGCUAACUGACCCUACCUACAAGAAUUUUCUUACCCCCAAAAUCCUGAAAAUUCACAACCCCAUUCUAUUCACUCUUUUAAACAUGUAACACCAUUAUAGUCAAUCCAGAAAUGAAAAUACGACCCCAUCUGCAGCACACUCCCAUCCCCCACCUCCCCCAGCUUAUGCUAUCCCUACACUGUUAGAAGUGAACUAACUUGAAACUGAACAUUCAUGAAUACUUAUAUAUCUGUUGAUUUCAGGUUAUCACAUGGGGCUUGUUGACUGCUCAGUCAAUGUCAAUCCUUUUGCUAUACAGACUCUUUUUAUCAAGGAGUUUAUAUUGGGAGGUAUCUUCUCUUGCUACUAGUACUCUUCCUCUUCGCAUGGACAGAAGUGAAGGCAGCAAGACAUACAACUCUGAGACUAGGACUGUUAGAAUACACAAACACAUUGCUGUUAAUUGAAUACAAACAUCUCUCUGUUAUUUAGGGCUAAUGGAAUGAUAAGGUCCAUGCAAUCAGAUAGAGGAGCUCUGAUAGGGUUAGUAAGUCCUCGUGAUAAGAUGAAUUUAACCAUAUCUGACAGAGCCUGCAAGGAAGCUGUCAUUAUUAACUUGUGGCAUAAGCAUUUCUUUUCCUGUGAGGGCUUGUGUAACAGGAGCUGGUAAGAGGUUUCUGAGGGGUUUGGCAGACACCUUGGAACCCCUUCCAGGUAUUUAACCUUUCUGGAAGACAAAGAAACGCUUGUGCUGUAGUGCUUAUCACAGGGGCCUGCUCAUGGGAUAUCUGCAAUUGGCAAGUGGCAAACCCUCUCUUCACCUUUAAACCCUUAACCUUCCAAAGGCUCUGCUAUACUUAUGACAAAUCUAGAGACCAUUGUCAUGCACUGUUUUGUUUCUGUAUCAUUAAUUGAACAUCAUCUCAUGUCAAUGACUGCAUGAAGUCGAAUCAAUUUGUCUUCUAAAGACUUGCAGUGAUGUUCAAGUCGUUUUGUGUCUCCCUCAAUAACAUGUGGACUCUAAGGUUUCAGAUCCAAACUUGCUACUUUGUGCUCUUCUGCCAUCAGUCAUCAUUUUUACGGACUUUCACAUGCAGAAGAAAAAUGAUUUACACCAAUAUCCAAUCUCUCUGCAAUGCUGCUUUGCUAUUGAAACCAGGGUUAAAGGCAUUUUCUAAAAUAAACGAGCACCCUGAUUGGUCAAACACUUAUUGUGUCUUGCAAUGGUAAAUUCAGAGAAAAAUUGAAGUUUAUUUUAUAAAAGCAUUAGAUGGCUUAUCCUAUUGGUUUUGUGUGAUGUUGGGAAAACAACAAAAAGGUUGUAAAUCACUCGCCUCUGGCUCGUGAUUUUUCAAACUUUUCUUAUGUUCUCCCAUCAUCCUGUGUGGG